Molecule: messenger RNA, 1806 nt
Organism: Triticum aestivum (bread wheat)
Lineage: Eukaryota; Viridiplantae; Streptophyta; Magnoliopsida; Poales; Poaceae
Exons: 6
Coding region: 92-1672 (526 amino acids)
Biological process (GO): ubiquitin-dependent protein catabolic process
Molecular function (GO): protein binding
Source: RefSeq, a predicted model, not a curated record
UUAAUCAAGUCCUACAAACACGCAGCGAUCCGUCGCAAAACCCACCCCAACCUCGAAGAUCGGAAGAGGAGAGAUCCAUCCAACAAUUACGAUGUCGUCGUCCACUAAUAAGAACAGGAAGAUGGUCCGCCUCCACUCGUCGGACGGUGAGGAGUUCGAGGUGGCGGAGGAGGCCAUCGGCGGCGCGUCGGCGAUCAUCAAGGGCAUGCUGGAGGAGGAGGAGGACUCGAUGGUGGCCACCAACAAGGUGAUCCCGCUGCCCGUCACCGGCCCCAUCCUCUCGCGCGUGCUCGAGUACGUCAACCGGCACUCCGACGAGGACGGCGCCCUGUACCGCGACGCCCCCACCGCCGACGACCCCCUGCGGCGCUUCGACGACCAGUUUGUGCAGGUGGACCAGGACACGCUCUUCGACCUCAUGGCGGCGGCCAACUAUCUGGAGAUGCAGGGGCUCCUGGACCUCACAUGCCGGACGGUGGCGGACCAGAUGCUGGGCAAGACCACCGACGAGAUCCGCACGCACUUCUACAUCCACAAUGACUACACCGCCGACGAGGAGGAGGAGCAUACGGAGUGGCAACUGGCUAUGGAGAAGCUGGAACCAGCUGCGAGUGGGCACCUACCAAUGAUGGAGACGAUGGGGGAACGGGGUUCUAUGGAUAGCUCAGACUGUGGCGCCACGUCUGGGUGGUCCAUGGAUGUGCUGCAUGAUAUACUGUCGCGGUUAUCUAUCAGAGAUGUCGUGAGGAUGAGCAUACUCUCUCGUGAAUGGAGACAGCUAAGGAUAUGCCACCCAGACCUGGUGCUCACCCUAGACACCUUCUUAGCCAGGACCCAGGUUUUGGUUGUAGUUGUUACUAACCAGAAAAUUGAGACUACUGAAUUCAUCACCAAUGUGAACAAUCUAUUGCGCCCACUGUGGUCUACUUCUACUACAAGUACCACUACGCUGGAUAAGUUUGUCAUCGAAUUUUGUCUUCGCAGAAAUGACAAGUAUCAUAUUGAUAGAUGGGUUAACUUCGGCACCGCGUCAAGGGCUAAGCACAUUGCUCUAGAUUUCACAGAAUUCACUUACUUCGACUCUUCGUGUUGCAAGAACAUGUAUAUUUUCCCUCUGUGCAAAUUCAGUGGUCAAAACGGCUCUUGUGUCAAGUCUCUUAAUCUGGGCUACGUGCCAAGAUUCACUGAAGCCCAGAGUAGGUUCAGCAACUUGAGGAAUCUGAACAUGAACCUUCUUGAUCACUAUUUUGAUCCAGAGGAUACUAGUUGGGUUUUGGGACUGGUUGAUCUCUUGGAAUUAACACCUCUCUUAGCAGAAAUGGAACUGCAUAUUAUUAAGAAUGGUCCUAGAUGUUGGCUUCCUGAACCGAAGAUGGUGACAGCUGUGCAGGGGCCUCUACAUCGUCACCUCAGAAGUGUCCACAUGUCGGGAAUUUGUCACGUGUUGGGGCUAAUUGAGCUGGCACUCUACAUCCUUGGGAAUGCUACUGUGCUUGAACGUAUGGUAAUAAAUCCAGUGGCACAUCCCAAUAGACUUACCGAUGAUAUCCAUUCAUUCAGCGAGCCUGUUAGUGUUGAUGAAUGGGACAAUUACUACAUCGAUGAGACGAGGGUGAUUGCAAAACAACACCUUGACAGAGAUGAAUUCCGCCAUAUCCUCACAUUUUUAUGAAUAUAAAUAGUGCCAGGCCUGGUGACGCGAUGAUUGAUGGAUCCACUCGGCGUGGUAAUCCAUCGGGAUCUUUUCGUUUUCUCUCGCGAAGCAAUUGUGAACUCCGGACAUUGCUUGCAAUCUGGAUUGUUAUU